Molecule: messenger RNA, 1823 nt
Organism: Zonotrichia albicollis (white-throated sparrow)
Lineage: Eukaryota; Metazoa; Chordata; Aves; Passeriformes; Passerellidae
Product: interleukin-5 receptor subunit alpha
Biological process (GO): cytokine-mediated signaling pathway
Cellular component (GO): external side of plasma membrane; membrane
Molecular function (GO): protein binding; cytokine receptor activity
Source: RefSeq, a predicted model, not a curated record
AAUACACCAAGGCAAAGUCAUAGUUUCUAUCCUUCUUCUUCUCUAUUACUGUAAGCACCACAGGAAACAGGUUUUCAAGGACAAGGCAUGAAUGGAACAGCCAUUUCAAACUUUGCCUGCGUCAUUUUUAAUGUUUCCUUCAUGAAUUGCACAUGGCAUGUGGGCAGGACUGCUACAGAAGACACCCAAUAUUUCCUGUACUGGGGGUCCUUGAAGAAUAAAAAUGUCACAGAAUGCCAAAAUUACAUCAAAGAUACCCAUGGAAGGCACACGGGAUGUCGAUUCCAAAACGUGACAAUAAAAAAUAACAAUCCUUAUUUCCUGGUAAAUGGGUCCAGAAGCGGACAAAGCAUUCAGUCAUAUGAGGAGUAUAUAAAGCUAUACAAAAUUGAAAAACUCACCCCUCCACUAAAUGUCACAGUGAACUGUACAGAAGCUUCUCGUAGAUGUAGUAUUUGGUGGCAGCCACCUCGCACAAGUCAUGUGGAAAACAUGAGUUGUUUCAAAUAUGAAAUUGUCAUAGAAAACAAGGCUGAUGCUGAGAAAAACCCCAAAACUGCAUCUAACACAACAGAAAUCACUGAAAAUGACUCCUACCUAUAUGAAAGCUUCAGCUCAGGAAAAAGGUAUACCGUCAAGAUCAGAGCAACAGAUGCAGGCUUUUGUAGAGUAAGCUCAAACUGGGGAGAGUGGAGUACACCUGUGGAGUUUGGCAUGAAGGGCUCAGCCAUUGAAAACUUCUCCUGUAUGAUUUAUAACAUCUUCCUCAUGAACUGCACUUGGCAGGCAGGAAGGGAUGCUCCAGCAGACACACAGUAUUUUCUCUACUGGCAGCAGUCAAGAGGUGAAGAGGAGAUGGAAUGUGAACUUUACAUUAAAGAUGAAAAUUUCAGAAAUGUGGGAUGCAUCUUCCAAAACGUGAGCAUAGGGACUGAAAAAGCUUACUUCCUGGUGAAUGGGUCUAGCAACAACUCCCUGAUACAGUUCUAUGAUGAGUACAUUGACCUGUAUAAAAUUGAAAAGCUCAUGCCUCCAUCAAAUAUCACAGUCACCUGUGAUGAAAUUAAAAAUUAUUGCAUAAUUCAAUGGCAACGACCCCAAAUAAGUCAUUCUAGCAAGGACAUGUGUUUUAAAUAUGAAAUCAACAUAAAGUAUAAGGGUAAUCCUAAAGGAAAAUCCAUAUAUACAUCCAUACAAGAAGGGGGAAACAGUAACAUAUUUCUAAGAUCAAAUACAAGAAAGAAGUACAUCUUGAAAAUGAGAGCAUCUGGCAGUGCCUGCUUUGUGAGCCCAGCCUGGGGGGAAUGGAGCGCACCUGUUGAGUUCGGAAAUGAGGAAAUGAUAUCUUCUUCAGUAUGGAUUUUACUUGGGGUAGGAGUUGCAACACUCUUAAUGGCAAUCAUCACAAUUGUUUUCUGCAAAAGGACUGGCUGUUUGAAGGCAGCAUUUCCACAGAUCCCAGGACCAAAACCUGCUUUUUUUACACUGGCUAAUACAAAUCCAGAGCUGAUGGAGACCAACAUACAGUCAACAACAUCUGAAAAUGAAGAGAUAGUAUUAGUUGCUGACAUCGGGAGAUAGCCAAGAAAAAUGGAGGAGUCUGAAAGUGCAUUUCUUAGACAACUGUAUAUUCCUGUGGAAAGUCUGGAGUAAUAUAUAGGCUUUCUUUACUUUCUUCUUUUUCUUGCAUAAAAGCAUAAUGCAGCCAAGAGAGAAUGAUACCUUAUAUGCAAUCUUUUUAAAUGCCAUUGUAUUUGCUUUUAGUUUUGGCUAAUUUUAACUGUUUGGGUAAGUUGUCCUUAUUGGAUAUCUUCUAUUUUGUA